This is a messenger RNA of Bradysia coprophila, 8705 nucleotides long. RefSeq names its product Serine/threonine-protein kinase tefu (gene tefu). NCBI's taxonomy places the organism in Eukaryota, Metazoa, Arthropoda, Insecta, Diptera, Sciaridae. Gene Ontology annotation, biological process: DNA repair. Gene Ontology annotation, molecular function: protein serine/threonine kinase activity; protein binding. The record is from RefSeq and is a predicted model, not a curated record.
AACUCGCGCUCAUAAUUUCCAACUAUUUCACCGAUUUGUUUGUUUUGAUGUUAACGAUUGCAAUAAAUUGUUUUGUUAUUUUCGUGCCGACAUUCGGUUAUGAUUAGAUUUGUGCACACCAAAGUGCUGAAUUCUCGUGAAUCUUAUGCUGUCGUCUCGACACGAAUGGAAGACCGACAAUGCUUUCGCAAAGCCAACAAACCAUUCUCAACCAAACGCUCAUGUCAAUCGAUUUCGAACUACGUUCCGACAAACAGACCAUCCGUGACAAAGCCCUCGGCAAAAUCCAACACAUUCUCGUUCAUCGCACCGACGACCUCACCGAACUACUGUCAAAUUCCGGCUCGAAUGCGGACAUCACUUGGUCACGGCUGUUCGACACCGCACACGAAAGUAUUGUCGAUGCAGCCGGUCUAUUGGCUGCGACCCAGGAUCAACGGAAACUGUCGACGCUCAAGGGUAAGGUCGGCGAUAAGAUCAACAUCGUGCAGAGAAUUGUCGCGCUGAGCUGUCAGGAUCGGGUGAUUCGAAUCGGUCCGAAGUCAGUGCUGCAGAAGGCGUUUCAAUGCUUUCGUCAUCGGACUAUGGUGGAGUAUUUCGGCGACUGCUACUUGCAGAUCGUCACGAAACAUGUGCUGAACGCCAAGAUGGACUUAAGUGAAAUCAAACCGGAUGAAUGGAGAGAACUCCUGUCCCGAUGUUUUCAAAUCUACGACCACGAAUUCUUCACCCAAAAGCUGAUUCUAUUGCAAUGCAUCAGCGCCACCAUCGACAUUGGGCUGUCCUAUGGACCGUUGGUUCUCGAACUGCCCCAAUACAUACCGAAACUUCGCCAAAUAGCCAACGAUGAACACAAAUCCAAUGCAGCCAAUGAGGUGUACGGGAUUGUGUACAGUUUCUGCAAGAACUUGGCUGCUGAUUACCGUUUUGCCAUUUGUGACCUCACCGAAAACGUCCUGUCGUCCAUCAUCAAAAGCUACACAAAAGUCGCCGACGACACAAAGGUUUUGAUCGCCAAACUACUGCACAUCAGCCUGACCGUUCACAAUCCGGAGGUGAAUGGAAAGACAUUCGAAUAUGCGGCCGGCAAAGCUUCGUGGAAUCUGCACAUUCGCAACAUGUUUCAUCUCGUGCAGAACGAGAUUUUGCGACUGAGAAACAAUCGCUCGGCGAAUGCUGUGAUCUGUGAACAUUUCGUGCUGUUCGCAGCGAAACUGUGCUCGGUGGCAUUUUGGGACUCGUCUGUAUGGGAGACAUCCUCUUCGGAACAGCCGAGCAAACGUCGAAAACAGAACGAAAAGCUGCAGGGAAUUAUGGACCUCGUAGAAAUACGACCAAAGGUAUUCUGCUGGCGCUGGCUGACCAUAUUGGCUCAAUUGUUGACCGAUCACCCGUGCCACUUGACCGACGAGGACUUUCAACCACUACUGCAGCAACUGUUCGACUUCCAAUCAACCAUCGAGUUUCCUGUUCAAACUCAAACUCUUCGACACAUUGCUGAAGUUCUACUCGCAAGAGAAUCGGAUCUCAGCACAUCACCGCUGAUCAACCGGGAAUUCUGUGACGGAAUUUGGUACAAAAUCGCACAAAAUGCGUCACGUUCAUCGGUAACGAAUCGGCCGAACUUGAUCGAAAACACAAAGCUGUUGCGUACGCUGAUCACCUACAAGCAACUGCCCGUUCCAUUCAUUCAGUCGACCUACGAAACCUACUUGACGUCGUCCGUUCCACGCUCCAACCAAAGUAUUCUGCUGCUGAUCGCAAUCUUUCGAAACGCCGGCAUCGAUUCAUUGGAUCGGUCGGAGCAGUUGCGUCACGAUACACUCAACUGGUUGCACACCACGUCCAUGGCAAUUGAAUUGAAAAACAUCAGCAGUUCGGAUGUGAUUGACGAGCGACUGAAGGCGGAACUCAGCGUUUUGUGCCUGUUCACCAAAGUUGAUUCGUCCAAAAUGCAACGAACUGAAUCCGACACUCCGUCGGAACACAAAUCCCAUGUUGAUGACAUCGAGACCAAGAUCCUGUACCGAUGUCUAAAGAAAAUGAUUUUCACCGAAUCGACCGACGAACCGAAACCACACGACCCGGAACGGUUGCCGCAACCGAAUCAGAUACGGUCCAUCGUGAACGAGAGUCACUUGAGGAAAUUCGAAUCAAUGCUGGCCGACAUUCAAAUCACUGACAAUCCCUUCGACGAUGUCAUCAAUGUCGUGUCGUCGCUCCGUCUGUUCGUGCUGAUAUUGAACGAAUUGAUCGCCUACAAAGCCCUGGACCAGAAGUCACUGGACGCGUCUUUUUUCACAAAGAAAAUCCAAUUCAAAGUCGAACAAUUGGAUCUGUGCAUGAUACGACUGGCGACCGGUCGCUACGAAAGCAAAGAGAAAAUGGAAAUCAUCGAGAAAUUGCUGGAGAUCCUGAAUGACACCGUGCAUCCAUUGCUGGCACAGAUGAUAAAGGCUCAUUCGCUGAACUCGAUUGUCAGCUGGCUGGGUCAUAUCGUCAACGAACAAGAGGAGAGAAAUUCACGGUGUCUCAUGUUGAAGGGCUACAGUCAGUUGACAUUCGAACAGAAGAUCCGGUACCGCGCAUUUUCCCUGCUGUGCUAUUUGAGCGAUGGCACUAGUGGACGUGAGGCUUUCGAGGUCAUCAAUGAACACGAAUUCAAUUUGCUGUCGAACGGUGACUUGUGCAUUGUACUGCAUUUGAUUGAGUCCAUGGCCCAUCGCCCGAAACAACUGACCCAAGCCGAAUGGUUGUCCCGGCAUCUGAAGCAACUGUGCAUGCUACACCACAAAUCGAGUCCAAUCAGCGAACGAAUAAUCGACAGCCUUCCCAUCAUCGUCGAGUGCAUCAAUCCAUUCGACAACAUGACCGACGAGAUGAUCUCGAUCGUUCGCGAUUUUCUGAUCAAAAUCAAAAAGAAUCGGUACAGUCCGCGCAUCGGGGUGAAAAUGUUACGGCACCUGAAACGCAUAGCUCGAAGCUAUGCUCACCGCUUCGGUUCCGAUGAGUUUGAGAAUUUGUUCGCACAGAUGAAAGACUUCUUGAAGUAUCCUUUGUACGACAUGCAAUUUGCCGCCGUCGGUUCGUUGAUUCGUAUCUUCGAUAAGCAUUGGAUCGGUGAUGCGGCAUCGUCGGUAGACUUGAAGUUGUUCCAGAGGAAACUUUUCGAUUUUCUGUUCGCUGAAGAGGAUGGAACUGUGGAAGACCUGGACGAACGAGAUCGUCACAUCUGUGUACGGGGUCAACUGAUUGCCGGACUCAUAAGCAGCAGCUAUGUGUUGCGCAAGGAGAGUUGGUUUUUGCUGAUCGAACUCGCGUUCAAGCAUCAAUUGACUGCAGAAUCCAUUCGUCCCAUUGUGUCAACCUUGUGUCAGCACCAUAAAAUGGAUCAUGAUAUGCUGGUCAACGAGAAUAUUUCGUAUCUCGUCGGCGAAUGGUUGAUCCGACACCAUCGACUGGUAGAGUUUCCGUGGCACUUCACGACAUUGAAAUCGCAAAAUGAUUUCUUCCGAGCGAAUGUGAAUGCAACGACCAUCUGUGUGCUACGACAUCAACCGAAUGCACUUGGCGAUUUUGCUACUGCAAUGGGCAGGGACAAGGAUUCGUUGGUGGAGGCGGUGCUUCCAGAUUGCUUGGCCUAUCUCACUCCCAUACUAGCUGGCUGUGACGACAUAUCCGACAGGUACAAGGAAAAUGGAACGGAAAUGCAUCGGAUACUUGGAGAAUCCUUCGGUGACUUGACUGACAUUCUACGCAAACAGUUUCUCACCGUCACCGAGAAUCUGCUCUCGAACCUGUGGGACCCCAACAAAUUCACCGAAUUUUUCCACUUGGAAAUCGAUUAUGCGCCCGAGAGCCACAACAUCGACAUGAAUGUCUUCACAAAAUCGUUGGAGUACCUGCAGCACAUCUCCGAUUCGUCCAACAAAAACGUGCACCUCAUUAUCGACUUCUGUGCGAAUCGACCGUUGCAAAUCUACAAUUUUCUGCUGUUCAAACGACUGCAGCUUCAGAACACGAACUAUGUGGACGAGCAGCUCAUACACCUGUUUCAGUACUGCGUUGUCGUUGACAAAGUGGCCGCAUUUUUCGUCAGCGAUGCAGCUCGGCCACAGUCCAAAAAGACCAUUUUGAUCCACAAGAAGGCUAGUCUGCUGCGGGACAUCAUUUACUUCAUUGGCAACCUGUUGAUCGGAGAUGUGGCGGUUAAAUUGAAAUUGGCUGCCUGUCGAUACCUCCGGAUGUUUGCCAGUCAAAUAUUGCCUUCGUGCGCUCAGAUUUUCAUAAAAUUCCUAAAUUACUCCGUAUCCAGUCUGAUACCAUUGGUGCAGCACAACGACCGGUUGCUGAGCGAAUCGGCAUUGGAAUGCAUCAGAUUUCUGGUGAUGGAACAGACGGAUGCGCUGGCCAGUGAAAUUGCACUGUUGGACAAUUUCCCGGAUGGUGAUGAAUUCAGCCAGCUGAGACGAGUCCAUUCGGACAUCAAAUAUGCGGGACGAUCGUUUUCGUUGACCGACGAAAUUGAUUAUUUCCUGAAGGUGGAUCACCGCAAGAUCGAAGGACUGGCCGCACUCAAGGAACAGUUGUCCUCCAAGAAGAACGAACUGAUUGGCAUGUACAAUCAACUGCAGCAUGUCCACGGAUUUGCCGAGGAUUGUGAAAAAAGUCUAAUUCACCGGCUGGUCUUCACACUGCUACAAUUCGUCCAAGGAUCGGACGAGGCGAAAGCAGUCGAAGCGGCAAAAUGUUUGGGAGAACUGGGACCAUCCGAUCUGUCGUCGAUCGUUCUAAAACCGGAUCAUCAACGGCACACGUACCAGUUUGCUGCCACUUUCGACAAAGCCACCGAAGACCUGUGCACGGCCGCAUUCACCGAACUGAAUCGUUUGAUGUUGCAUCGGGACGCUAAGGUGCUGAAGGCCGCAUCGACAUCGUUGAUUUUCCUGCUGAAAUCGGAGAUCGGUAAACAUUUGCUGGACGACUUUCCGUAUCUGCAUCUGUUCCAAGUGCCAUCGACACAGAAGCGAAAAGUCUACAACGUACCAGGAACGGGACUGGAUUUGGAAACGAUUAUGUUGGACGAAGCAGACUCGAGUCAUUCGGUUUGGUUGAAGCGAUUGACCAAAGUUUUGUUCGAUCUGUUGGGUGACAAACACCUGCAAGAAGUGGCUGCGUUGCAGAGUUCCUUUGCGGAGACGAUGCUGCCACUGCUCAUAAAAAUGGUUCUCGUAACCGAACACGAUGAGAACAAAAUUUCUCUGCAAACAGCUGUGUUAACAUUUUUCCAGAAGCACCACGAGACUCUGAAGGAACCGCACAGCCCGAAAGACAAGGCGAUUUACCUCAACAAAGCGGUCAUCAAGUCCAUGAUAACCGUUGCCGAAUGCAUUCGUAUCAACAAUCUGAACACGAUGAAUAAGAUCACGCUGGAGUACAUGCACAUUGCCCGGGCCGCACAAUAUUGCGAGGCCUACUUCACAUCGAUCAUGUACGCCGAACUGUGGGCAUUACAGAUUGAAGCCUCGUCGCCGUACACUCUUGCACAGAUCAAAUCGGACGGGAGUUUACAAGAAAUCAUGAAAACGGCCUACAUUUCGAUUGGUGACAUGGAUGCGGUUUCCUCGUUUUUGGAUCUAAUCGGGUCGCCUCAAACGUACCUUCAACUGACGAACGCUUACGAUCAGAUCUCACUGGAAAUGGACGUGAAAUUGGUGAACUCACCGGACACUGUUCACGAAUUCGCCGAUCAUUUGGCCCAGUCGGGACUGUGUGCCCUGGCCAAUUCGUUGUCGCAAAAAUUCAAUCGGAAAUUUGAGUGUGCCUGGCGAUUGGGCGAUUGGAAUGUGUUGGCUGGUACAACGGAAUCGAACGACUUCCAGCAAGAGUUCGAGCGGCACCAUUAUUUCGCCCUGAAAUGCCUGCAAACGACUAAAGACGAGAAGGGUGUCAAAGAUGCGUUGAAGACGGCUCGGUCGGCGAUCAUAUCGGCAUUGAAACAUUUGUCUUUGGAGUGCACCAACAACAUUUACCAUCAUCUGGAACGGUUGACCUUGUUGCAACAGAUUGACGACUUCUGUCAGGUACAAUUCGAGAAACCGGACGCGACCGUUCCGAACAUUUUCAUCAAAUGGAAGCAUCAGGAUGGAAUCCAGUUCACCGACUUCAAGUACAGGGAACCCAUACUGGCACAACGCAUCAGCAUUGUGAAAUCGGCUGGCGUUCGAGCCGGCCGUAAAUUGAACAGUUUGUUCGGCGAACAGCAGGACGUUGUUCAGACCAUGCUGUUGAAUUUGGCCAGCGAAUGUCGAGUGGAGGGCAACCGAAACCUUGCGAUCAGAUAUUUGGCCCAGUUAAGAUCCGUGUGUACGAGUGACGUGUCGACGGCCAAGAUGCUGCUGGAAGACGCUCAACUGUACUGGAGCAUCGGCAAGCACUUACUGUCCGAGAGGAUUCUGAGUAGUCUGCUGAAGGGUGGCGACAUUGAGUCUCACUUCACCCAUGUGAUCAGUCGACGUUUGCUGGGUGAAUAUAAGGCGGAGAGCUAUUCGGACAGUGUGGAAACGUUGAUCGAGAAGAAUUUCCAGUAUUCGUUGGACAUGCUAAGCAAGCUGAAGGAGAACCGUUCGGCCUGCGUUGACAAAGGCUACAGCGGUGAAUUUAUCGACAAAUUUAUCGGCGACAAUCAGGUGAAAGCCUACGAAGCGAUGGCCAAGUACUCGGAUCGGGAGUACAAUCAGAUCUGCGUGCACAUGAAGUCGAACGAAUUCGGCACGAAGAAGCAAACGCUGGCCAAGAAUAUGGAAACGUUGGCGGAGAACGGACAGAUCAAGGCGAGCAUGUCCAGCGACACGAAACGUGCGCUCACCAUCAUGAAUGCCAAUGUGAACAUCGACAAGAAGGAAGUGCAAACCAUCGAAACGGAGAAGUCGAAAUUUCUCCUGCUGGCGAUCACGAAUUACGUGAAAAUCUGCUAUCUAAUCGACGACUUCGACGACCGGACGGUGUUUCGCAUCAUUUCGCUUUGGUUUGCCAAUCGAACCAAUGCAAAGGUUACGGCACUUCUGCGCUCGGAAUUGCCGAAAAUCGCCACAUACAAAUUCGUACCGGCACUGCCACAAAUAUCGGCACGAAUAGCCAACGGAGACGAGAUUUUUCAUCGUUUGAUUGGUGACGUCAUGGUGCGAUGCGCCACUGACCAUCCGCAGCAGACACUUUACCAAUUGUUGGCACUGAGCAAUGCUUACGCUGACGAUCCAGCUACUCAUAAAGCAACCAAAGAACCACGGGUGCUGGGCGCUGCCAAAAUUCUGGACAAAUUGAAGAAAGACACGAAACUGAGGGAAGUCGUGGCACAAAUGGAACGAAUGUGUUCAACGCUCAUCACUUUGGCAAACGUUAAGAUGGUCGGCGACAGAGGGAAGGAACACAUUUCGUCCCGAGAUCUCACUGCAUUCCAUGCACUGUCCCAACUGAAUCUGGUGCACUGUCCAACCCUGACUCUACCGGUAUCGAAGGACGGACAAUACGGCGAUUUGAUCACCGUUCACAGUUGGGCCAAGAAACACGAACUCUGCGGUGGCAUAAAUGCUCCGGUCAAAAUCGCUUGUAUUUGUUCGAACGGACGAACGUACGAUCAACUGCUGAAGGGAAAGGAUGAUUUGAGACAAGAUGCGGUGAUGCAACAGGUGUUCACCAUCAUGAACAAUAUGCUGCGAUCGAACAAAGAGACGCGCAAACGUAAACUGCACAUCCGAACGUACAAAAUCGUGCCGCUUUCUCAGCGAUCUGGCAUACUGGAAUGGUGUGCGAACACCAUCACCAUGAACGAUUAUCUGACGUCCAGCAAUCCACGAAAAUUGGGCGCACAUCAGAGAUAUUUCCCGAACGACUUGGUACCGCAGAAGUGUCGAUCGAUCAUAUCGACCUACCGAACGCAGAAGAAAAGCAUCGGCGAAAAAUCGUCCGAAUUCAAACGGAUCUGCGAGCAGUUCCAUCCGGUGUUUCACAAUUACUUUUUCGAAAAAUUCCCCCGACCCGGCAUGUGGUUCGAACGUCGAUUGGCCUACACCAACAGCGUUGCCAUCACAUCGAUGAUCGGCUACAUUCUGGGCAUCGGUGAUCGACACAUCAGCAACAUUCUGAUCGAUCAAACGACCGCCGAAUUGAUUCACAUCGACUUCGGCAUAGCAUUCGAACAAUCCCGUGUCCUGCCGACACCCGAAAAAGUUCCGUUCCGAUUGACCCGGGACAUCGUUGCCGGAUUCGGUGUAAGCGGCGUUGAUGGAGUGUUCCGGAAAUCGUGCGAGAAAACCAUGGACGUUCUUCGGCACAACAAAUCGACAAUUGUUACGAUACUUGAAGUGCUGCUGUACGAUCCGCUGCAUAUGUGGACAUUGACCCGCAAAGAGGCGUCAAAACGACAGGAUGAGGUUCAUGCUUGGGCGUCGGAAGAAGAGGCCACUGGUGAUAAGAAAAACGCGAUGGCAGAGAGAGCCCUAUUGAGAUUACGGGCCAAAUUGAAUGGACAGGAAGAAGGUUUGUUGACUCAGCAGUUGACCACUGAGGGUCAGGUGGACAUGUUGAUAAAACAAGCGAUGAAUCCGUUAAACUGGUGCCAGAUGUUCGAAGGAUGGCAGGCAUAUGUUUAAGCUCUGUGUUAAGUUUGUUGAUUCUCUCUAAUAAAAUUUAGUUUACGGAAGUCA